Messenger RNA from Corticium candelabrum, 2328 nucleotides. RefSeq lists its product as uncharacterized. The transcript is spliced from 5 exons. Gene Ontology annotation, biological process: proteolysis. Gene Ontology annotation, molecular function: aspartic-type endopeptidase activity. The coding region runs from base 1 to 2328 and encodes 775 amino acids. The record is from RefSeq and is a predicted model, not a curated record. NCBI's taxonomy places the organism in Eukaryota, Metazoa, Porifera, Homoscleromorpha, Homosclerophorida, Plakinidae.
AUGUCACAAGAAGGGACAUAUCGCAAAGCCUGCCGAAGUAAGAAGCAAGGCGAUUUCAAGAACAGGAGCGGAGCAACGGGUGCCAAGAAUACAAAGUACCAGAAACAAGCCACGUUACAAGUGGAAGAAGAGGAAGUAUGUUCACUUUAUGUUCUGGGAAGUCAGGAUGCAAUCAAAGUCAAUAUGACUGUAGCUGGACGAGAAUUAGAGCUGAUUAUUGACACGGGUGCAACUAUUACUGUGAUUCCCAGGGAGACCUAUGAGAAACAACUAUCUCAUGUCAAAGUCCAGAGCAGCAACGUGAAAUUACAGUCAUAUUAUGGACAGACAUUGUCUGUACGCGGAGAAGUUGCAGCAAUACGAGGUAAAGUAGUUGUCGUCAAUGCUGCAAAUAAGACAGCAGUGCUUGCAAGGAAUUGGUUGUCACAACUCAAGUUGGACUGGGCAUCCUUAUUUAGCUUGAAUGUCCUGGAUCCCGUACACGAGUUUCCUGAGUUAUUCAAGGAAGGAAUGGGAAAGCUGCAAGGAGUGCAAGCAAAAAUUACGUUGAGUGCCAACGCAAGGCCCGCCUUUCAUAAGGCAAGACCAGUACCAUUUGCGUUACAAGCUAAAGUGGAUACUGAAAUCGAUCGCUUAGUCAGAGAAGGAGUACUGACACCUGUAGAACAGAGCGAGUGGGCUUCACCGAUAGUAGUGGUGAGGAAAUCUGACGGCAGUAUCAGAUUGUGUGGUGACUACAAAGUAACCAUCAAUGAAUAUUUGGGAAAUAUUGAGUAUCCCACACCAAAUGCUCAAGAUUUAUUUGCUACUUUAGCGGGUGGUCGACGAUUCACCAGGCUUGAUCUAAAGCAAGCUUACCAACAAAUGGAAGUGGAUACCGAAAGCCAACAGUAUUUAACCAUAAAUACUAGGAAGGGUUUGUUUACUUAUACCAGAAUGCCUUUUGGUAUACGAACAGCAAGAGUGAGGCAAGUAUUACAACGCCUAAAGCAACGAGGAGUCCGGCCAAAGAAGGACAAAUAUCACGAAGGUCUGAAACCUACAGAAGGCAAGGUCAAGGCUAUCAGGGAAGCACCUGAGCCAAGAAAUGUGACUGAGUUGAAGGCAGUUCUGGGGCUGUUGAACUAUUACAGUCAUUUCUUACCAAAUCUGUCGAAUACUUUACAAGCAUUGUAUGAGUUACUUCAAAAAGGAAAACAGUGGAGAUGGACAAGGAAACACAGGACCGCAUUCAAUGCAGCAAAGAACAAGUUAUUACAGUCUGGUUUUCUUACGCACUAUGAUUUGUCUCGACCAGUCAAGCUCAAAUGUGACGCAUCCCCAUAUGGAAUAGGAGCCUGUUUGAGUCACGAGUUUGAGGAUGGAUCGGAGAGACCAGUAGCAUUUGCUUCACGAACACUGUCAUCAGCAGAAAAGGGCUACCCCCAAAUAGAGCGGUAUCCCGGCGUUAGCAGCAGCAAGGCUGCAGAGGUGGGCACUAAUUUAAGUGCAUAUAAGUACAACCCGGAGUUUAAAGCUGGAGAGGAGAAUAAGGAAGCAGAUAUGCUGUCCCGACUGCCAAUGGAAGUGAAUAUCAUAGACCCUAACCAGGAAUUGUACCAUGUGGAUUGCUGUAAAAAUCUACCUGUAACAGCAGCAGAAGUAGCACGACAGACUAAAGCAGAUCCAAUUUUGAGACGGGCAUUCCAGUAUACAUUGUCUGGAUGGAACUGGAAAAGUCACAUGGAUCCCAGGGUACAACCCUACUCACGACGGUCAGAUGAACUUAGCGUUGAAGAGAACUGUUUACUGUGGGGAACACGUGUGAUAAUACCGCAAAAAUUACAGUCAAGAGUUCUAGCAGAUCUUCAAGAAAAUCUCCUAGGUUCAAAUCGAAUGAAAGCAUUAGCAAGAUCGUAUAUCUGGUGGCCGAGUUUGGACAUGACGUUGGAAGAAUUGUGCAAGAAAUAUGAAAUUUGCCAAAGUCAGAGGAAUAAACCGGCUGCUGGUAUUCCUCAUCCAUGGAUGUAUCCCACAGCACCUUGGGAGAGAGUUCACGCGGAUUUCGUAGAGUUGAAAACUUACACGAGCAACGGACAGCUAGCGGUUGCCUUACGUUUGAGGAAAGAGAGUUGGAAACAAUUUGUUCUGUGUGAUAUCAAUGAGCCUCUUACAGUGACCAUUCAGAAUGAAUCUCAAAUAUGCUGGUUGACGGAGAGUCGAAGCAUUGGAAUGUAUGACACUCAAGUGGGAGGAUUUUCAACUACUGGCAAUCAAAUGGCAAUUGAAGGCUCAGCUAAUGCUUACUGCAAUGCAGCACAUGAUGUUGCAGCAAGUUGUUGUAAAUGA